Messenger RNA from Lobosporangium transversale, 711 nucleotides. Its product is annotated as cytidine deaminase-like protein. The transcript is spliced from 2 exons. NCBI's taxonomy places the organism in Eukaryota, Fungi, Mortierellomycota, Mortierellomycetes, Mortierellales, Mortierellaceae. Gene Ontology annotation, molecular function: diaminohydroxyphosphoribosylaminopyrimidine deaminase activity. The record is from RefSeq and is a predicted model, not a curated record. The coding region runs from base 1 to 711 and encodes 236 amino acids.
AUGGCUACAGCGCUAGACAUGCAAGUCCUUUCAAAAGACGAUAAAGAUGCUACUAUGCACUUUCACUUUAUGAAACUGGCUAUCGAGCAGGCCAAGAUGUCAAUACCUGUCCAGUCUGGAUUUUGUGUAGGAGCUGUGCUUGUCCAAGAGACCUACCCUGACCCCAACUCGGACUUCCCACAGGAGGACCGAUUUCGCGUUGUGGCCACAGGAUUUUCAAGAGAGCUGGAAGGCAAUACGCAUGCAGAGGAAUGCUGUCUUUUGAAACUGGAGGCUUUGGAGGCUGCAGAACAAGAGAAAGAGAGAGAAUUGGAAUCAGAUGUUGGAGUAGGGGCAUCACCAGCGUCAUCACCAAUACCACCAUCAGGAUCCAAAUUCGCGUCGUCAUCAUCGCCCCCACUACCAUCACUAUCACCAGAGAUGGACAAGCAAUAUAAGUUACGUCAUCCACAUCCUCAACUCAAGAAAGAAUGGAUCAUGUAUACCACAAUGGAGCCGUGCGGCGCACGAUUAUCUGGCAACAAGCCAUGCUCCGAACGAUUAAUUGAAGCAGGGAUCCGUCGAGUCUAUGUCGGAGUUCGUGAACCACGUUCUUUUGUGAAAGAUCCUUGUGGUGUAGAAAAGAUGAUAGAAAAUGGAAUCACUGUGGUACAUAUUCCUGGACUGGAGGAGCAUUGUUUGGCACCCAAUCGACAUAUUUUGACGCUUUAA